Messenger RNA from Scophthalmus maximus (turbot), 2184 nucleotides. It is a transcript of the gene nelfb, whose product is annotated as negative elongation factor complex member B. The record is from RefSeq and is a predicted model, not a curated record. Gene Ontology annotation, cellular component: nucleus; NELF complex. Bases 123 to 1874 code for a protein of 583 amino acids. Gene Ontology annotation, biological process: negative regulation of transcription elongation by RNA polymerase II. The transcript is spliced from 14 exons. Lineage: Eukaryota; Metazoa; Chordata; Actinopteri; Pleuronectiformes; Scophthalmidae.
GCACCGACCCUGACCGAGCGGGAACCCUUCCCCUGGCUGUUUCUGUUUCCGGCGGACCGCUUACAAGGUCGCAACACCGGAAGUUUGCCUUGACGGCGAAAAAACGCAAGCACGACGGCAGCAUGUUCGCGGGGCUGCCGGAGCUCGGGAUCUCCAACGGCGAGGACCUGAAGGAGACGCUCACCAACUGCACCGAGCCGCUGAAAGCCAUCGACCAGUUUCAGAUGGAAAAUGGCAUCCUGCUGCCGACUCUCCAGUCCGCCCUGCCCUUCCUCGACCUCCACGGGACGCCUCGCCUGGAGUUCCACCAGUCCGUCUUUGACGAGCUGCGGGACAAGCUGAUGGAGCGGGUCGCCACCAUCGCCGAGGGCAAGGAGGAGGACAGAUACGGGAAGCUGGAAGAGCUGCUGGAGAAGAGCUUUCCACUUGUCAAAAUGCCAUCCAUUCAGCCAGUGGUUAUGCAGGUGCUGAAGCAUCUCCCCAAGGUGCCGGAGAAGAAGCUGAAGAUGGUCAUGGCCGACAAGGAGCUGUACAAGGUGUGUGCUGUGGAGGUGAAGAGGCAGAUCUGGCAGGACAACCAGGCUCUGUUCGGAGACGAGGUCUCGCCCCUCCUGAAGCAGUACAUCGUGGAAAAGGAAGCGGCGCUGUUCAGCAGCGACCUCUCCAUCCUGCACAAUUUUUUCAGCCCCUCCCCCAAAAUGCGGCGGCAAGGCGAGGUGGUCCUGAAGCUGACCCAGAUGAUCGGCAAGAACGUGAAGCUGUACGACAUGGUGCUGCAGUUCUUGCGAACGCUCUUCCUGCGAACGCGAAACGUCCACUACUGCACGCUGAGGGCGGAGCUGCUCAUGUCCCUUCACGACUUGGACAUCAGUGAGAUCUGCUCCGUCGACCCCUGCCACAAGUUCACUUGGUGCUUAGACGCAUGCAUCCGCGAAAAGUUUGUGGACGGCAAACGGGCCAGGGAGCUGCAGGGUUUCCUGGACGGAGUGAAGAAGGGGCAAGAGCAAGUCCUCGGGGACCUGUCCAUGAUCCUGUGCGACCCGUUCGCCUGCAACACCCUGGUGCUGAGUAUCAUGAGGAACCUGCAAGAGCUGCUGAGUCAAGAAUCUUUACCAAGGGACAGUUCUGACCUGAUGCUGCUGCUGAGGAUGCUCUCACUGGGCCAGGGAGCGUGGGACAUGAUUGACAGUCAGGUCUUCAAAGAGCCUCGCUUGGACUUGGAGGUGGUGACCCGCUUCCUGCCCGCCAUGAUGUCAGUGGUCGUUGAUGAUCACACCUUCACUGUGGAACAGAAGCUUCCCAGCGAGGAGAAGAGCUCGCAGUCGUACCCGACCGCCCUGCCAGACGCCUUCAACAGGUACCUGCAGGAGAACCGAGUGGCCUGUGAGAUGGGUCUCUACUAUGUGCUCCACAUCGCCAAACUGAGGAACAAGAACGCCUUACAGAGGUUACUGCCUGCCCUGGUGGAGACGUACAACGACAUGGCCUUCGGCGACAUCUUCCUGCACCUGCUCACCGGACACCUCACCCUGCUCUCGGAUGAGUUUGGCACAGAGGAGUUCUGCUCCGUUGUCUUCGAUGGCUUCCUCCUCACCUCUUUUUCCAGCAAAGAGAACGUCCACAGGCACACCCUUCGAAUGUUGCUGCACCUGCAGCACAAGGUGCUGCCGUCGUACACGGAAACCUUGAUGAAGACUCUCGAACCUCCGAAACAGUGCGGCGAGCCGGUGAAGGAGCUCUACACCCAGCUGAUGGAGAAGCUGGAGGCCCAGAAGAAGAGCCCUCCGCCGCCGGAGGAAGCCCCGUCCCUGGAUCUAGGGCUGCACCCGGUGAGCGUCCCCACCACCGCCUCCACGCCGACCACGCCUCUCUGAGACGGCGGCGGGAAAAGGGGAAAGAAGACGGUGACUGACUGUGAAUUCGGCCGCUAGAUUGGCUGGAGUACGAACCUUCUGAAAGACACUUCACAUCAUUUGUCUGUUGUCGAUUUCUGUUUUUUUAUGGAGGUUUAGUUUCUUUGGAUGUCUGUCUUUGGACGGUGUGGUCCAUUGUUUUUCCUUUACUUUUCUAAACUUUGUGCUCUUGCAUCGUUGUCCAAAGAUGUAAUUGGCCCUAUCAGUGGGUUGCAUUUGAACUGUGUGAGUAGUGCAAGAAACAUGUAAAUAAAUGAUUCUUAGAAAUACA